UGAACGUGCAUAUCCUCCAAUAAAUGAGUAAUUAACCCUAAUUCACCUUAACACGAUUUCCCAUGGGGUAGUUUAUUUGAUUUUUUUGCAAGAUAUGGGAAUUCCUAAUUUUAGAAUUUAAAAAGCAGCGCGGAAAUGACAGAACUACCUUAAUACAUAGGCAUGUGUUUGCGUACGUACUACUGCGUAAUUGUGUCACGCCAAAAAGAGAAAACAGUUUUAAUAUUUAUAUCUAAGAACCCAAAGGAGUAUCGCAGGUUGAGACACGGCUGAUUGCCUACUUUUAUCAUUCGCUUGUUCGUUUAUAUGUCAACAAAGCAUAUGUUCUGGAGUCAUGGUCGGCUGUGAAUAAUUCUACACGUAAGACUAAAUCUACUUUCAAAUGGAGCGUGUUCUAAAAACAGUGCCAGUGGAUUUAAGAGUAAAAAUGGAGGCUCUCGUACAUGAUUUAACAUUGGCACUUGAGGAAAGUAGUAACAGUGCAAAUGUAAGACGUAGAUGGGGGAUUAGAAGGCGAGCUCGUUCCACGGGAAAUAUUCGUAAGUGUAAGGGCGAUUUCAAUCUUAUGAAAACCUCGAUAAGUGCCAAUAAACAUUCGGACGACAGUUCAUCUUCCGUUUGUGAUUUAAGGAUAUCUAAAAAUGCUUCCUCUUCUAAAUAUCAGUCCGACAGCGAUGAUACAAAUCACACAAAACGAUUCGCUCGCUUUUCUAAUUUGAAUAAUGCCAGCAACUUUGAGAGCGAUUCUGUAAAUGAAAAUUUCAUGCCAAGAACCAAUACCAGGCGCAAAAGGAAGUUUAAGAGAAUGGCUAUUGACUCUGAUUCGAAUCCGUCAACAUCGCAAGCAGUUACAAUUAUUUCAAGUUCAGUUGGUAAAAAGAAACGAGUGUUUAGAAAUGAUUGCGAAAACAGAUACGGAGCAAUAUGGUGUGGAAAAAGGAAAAGAUCCUGCAGAGAGCGAUCAACUGAUUGCGAAAUGCGUUCUCCGAAACCAUCUCGUGCUUCAAAAUCGAAGAAUAGGGAAAAAGUUCGAGGUGAGGAUGCAAUGGACUGUUCGCGUGUAUCUAGUUCCAGUAUUUCUUCUAGCGAUUCGGAAGCAGGAAUCGUGACCAACGAUGAAGAUCGUGAAGGCGAUGAUGAGCAAUCCGACUGGAUCGGAGAAUCAAGUUGGUGGGAUGAUACGGAAAGUAUUAGCGAAGAUAAAGUAGCAACAGAUCCUACUUUCCAAGCAAUUCUUCACGGAAGUUUCGAGCAUCUAAGCGACGAAGUCAGAAAAUCAUACAAACAAAGAAUUCAAUGGAUUCGUGAUGGAAUAAAUGGGCGAGAAAUCCGCGCUGGUCGUCGACACGUUGAUAAUAAACCUGGAUACUCAAUAAUAACUUCUGCCAACGAAAAAGUAUCCAGAUUCUUGCAAGAUCCGAAUCAAAGCGAAUUGAAAUUGCAUCCAAUGCACCAACCAGAACGCGAAAAACUGCGUCGACUCGCUAAUCUUUACAGUCUGAGUCUCAAAGGCGAUUUAAGCUGUCCAAUUUUGUACAAAACUCGACACACCACCCAGGCUAUCUGCGUUGACCAAGUGUCUCUCAACAGGUUCUCUGAUUACAAGCGACUGAGGAAAACACCGCCGAAUUCUCCCAAUCCGGAUUCCUCGAUGCAGAAUCAAGAUUUACAAAUUUCAGGCCCGAGUUGCAAUUCACAGAUUCCGGCACACAAUAUUGUUGGGUCCAUGCAAAAUUUGACUAAACUUCCGCAAUUUGAGUGGAACUCUCAUAUUGCUGGAGUUGAUGUUCAAGCCAAACCGAGGUUUCACAAUUUUGGGCAUUCAAAGUCUAGUUAGAUUAAUGCAGUUCAUCUGCAAAGCUUUUUUAGGAGAUAUUUUUUUUGGAAAAGUACUUUAAUUUCCAGAUUAGAGGAUUAUAAAGUCAGCAAUUAAUCGUAGGAGAACUAAACGUUAUUUUAGUUUUAAUUCGAAAUUUUUUAAGAACUGAUAGAUUACGUGUUUCUUCAAAUAUUUAUCUUUACAAUAUACUGAACUGUCGUUCACAAGAGAAAAUCUCCAAAUGGGGAGAUUAUUUCAAUAAAUGUUAAAAAUGGGGAAUGUUUAGAUCGUGUCAAAAUUUGGCGAAUAAUUAACUUGUCAGAGAACGUAUUUCUUUCCAAAGGCAACCGAUAUUUUUAUAAAAAAAGUUUAACUUUUCGGGAAAGAUUAUAAAGUGGAAUAGCAUUUCUUGUAUCCAGCGGUCACAACAUUGCACAACAACGAAUUAAACUAGCAUUUGAUGUGCAGUUUGGAUAUAAAAUUUUUUCAUGAUGAAAAAAUGAUUGCUGAUUGAUGAACAGCUUUUUCAAACUGCAAUAGUGUGAACCUAACGUUGAGAAUAGGUUACCCAAUGAAUUGAGUUAAAGAUAAAUUAUAUAUAUAUUUAAAUAACUCUUUCCAAAAAUUUAAUGAAUUCGUGAAGACUGUAGAAAAGUAAUUAACUACAUAGUUUAUAAAACUGAGUGUUCAAUUAUAUAAAAAGGGUCUGUAAAGUAGACAAACCUUUAUUGGUAUAUUAUUUCAAUAAUAUAUUGUCGUUUUGGAACAUUGCUCUAUU
This is a messenger RNA of Belonocnema kinseyi, 2597 nucleotides long. RefSeq names its product G patch domain-containing protein 2. Lineage: Eukaryota; Metazoa; Arthropoda; Insecta; Hymenoptera; Cynipidae. The record is from RefSeq and is a predicted model, not a curated record. The coding region runs from base 383 to 1837 and encodes 484 amino acids. Gene Ontology annotation, molecular function: nucleic acid binding. The transcript has 5 exons.